CUGCACUGCUCCUCUGUCCCCCUGGUCAUUCUGAUCGAUCCAUGUCUCUCAACAAUCUUGCCACCGGCCUUCAAGACAGAUUCAAGCAGCAGGGUGUCCUGUCUGACCUUGAUGAGGCCAUUGAGCUCCAUCGAGCCGCACUGCUUCUCUGUCCCCCUGGUCAUUCUGAUCGAUCCAUAUCUCUCAACGAUCUUGCCAUAAGCCUUCAAGCCAGAUUCAAGCAGCAGGGUGUCCUGUCUGACAUUGAUGAGGCCAUUGAGCUCCAUCGAGCCGCACUGCUUCUCUGUCCCCCUGGUCAUUCUGAUCGAUCCAUAUCUCUCAACAAUCUUGCCAUCAGCCUUCAAGCCAGAUUCAGGCAGCAGGGUGUCCUGUCUGAUUUUGAUGAGGCCAUUGAGCUCCAUCGAGCCGCACUGCUCCUCUGUCCCCCUGGUCAUUCAGAUCGAUUCAUGUCUCUCAACAAUCUUGCCAUCAGCCUUCAAGUCAGAUUCGAGCAGCAGGGUGUCCUGUCUGACCUUGAUGAGGCCAUUGAGCUCCAUCGAGCUGCACUGCUCCUCCGUCCCCCUGGUCAUUCUGAUCGAUCCAUGUCUCUCAACAAUCUUGCCAUCAACCUUCGAGACAGAUUCAAGCAGCGGGGUGUCCUGUCUGACCUUGAUGAGGCCAUUGAGCUCCAUCGAGCUGCACUGCUCCUCCGUCCCCCCGGUCAUUCUGAUCGAUCCGUGUCUCUCAACAAUCUUGCCAUCAACCUUCGAGACAGAUUCGAGCAGCGGGGUGUCCUGUCUGACCUUGAUGAGGCCAUUGAGCUCCAUCGAGCUGCACUGCUCCUCUGUCCCCCCGGUCAUUCUGAUCGAUCCAUGUCUCUCAACAAUCUUGCCCUCAGCCUUCAAGACAGAUUCGAGCAGCGGGGUGUCCUGUCUGAACUUGAUGAAGCUUUUAGGCUGUAUUUACAACUUUCCCACCUAUCACAUGCAGCCUCUCGUUGGGAUCUUAGCGCUGCAAAGUCAUGGGUAGCCUCAGCGGAGAAGCUGAAGCAUUGCUCCACAUUGGUUGCCUAUCAGACCGCAUUGAACUUUCUGGAUCAGCAUGUUGCUCUUUUGUCUUCUUCUCCACGUCAUUUCGAUGUUGUCAGGGAGGCUACUUCUUCCCUUGCCACUGAUGCUUUCUCGUGUGGUGUCCGUUAUGGUGCCUUGACGACUGCUGUACAACUAGUGGAGCAGGGGCGUGCAGUAUUCUGGACUCAGUUGGCGCGCUUCCGCACGCCACUCAAUGAGCUCUCCUUUUCAGGUGACACUGGCGCAGCCUUGGUGGAAGAGUUCAAGCGACUUAGCUCUCAGCUUCGUAAUGCAUUCGAUCAGUCUACUGAAGACCAGUCCCAACCAAUCGGGCAACUGACCAGGCAAUGGGAUGAUGUCGUCUCACGCAUCCGCACGCUCCCUAACUUUUCUUUGUUUCUCCUGCCUCCACUGUUUUCUGACCUCCAGAAGGCAGCUGAAGAUGGUCCAGUCAUCAUUGUCAACGCUAGUCAGUACAGCUGUGAUGCCUUGAUUAUUUUGCAUGCCCAAGAUCCUGUCCACGUUCCGCUCAAUAUUGCACGGACCGAAUUAUCCGAAUUGUCCUCCGACUUUCAGUCCCUCGCAGAGCAAUUUGGUUCUUCUGAUCAUCAACACAUGCUUGUCAGCAUCCUCCGCAAGCUUUGGGAUGACAUUGUUGACCCAGUGGUCCAAGCUCUCAGGGAGUCGGCAGUUCCCCGUGGCUCACGCAUCUGGUGGUGCCCCACCGCCGAGUUCACGCCGCUUCCUUUACAUGCAGCAGGACCCUACGAGAAGAAGAAAGACAAUUUGUCUCACUUUUACAUAUCUUCUUACACUCCGACUUUGACAACUCUCAUUCGUGCGAGACAGCAGGCUUCUCAAGAUACAUCUCCGCAACAAUUCGUUGCCAUUGGUCAAGCACACCCAGACAGAGGGAAGGAACUUCGCUGUGUCGCUUCCGAGCUGGCCGUCGUCGCUCAGCACGUUAAACCCGUUGCGUCUUUCACAUCACUUGCGGACCGCAACGCAACAGUAGAGGGAGCAUUGGAUGCAUUGAGCCGGAAUCAAUGGCUUCACCUUGCCUGCCAUGGAAUGUCGAAUCAACAACAAACAUUUGAGUCUUCCUUUGCGAUGCGCGACGGGCUUUUAACAAUCAAGGAUAUCGUCCGGUCUGACUGGCAGAAUCCGCAGUUCGCGUUUUUAUCAGCCUGCCACACUACCGUGGGCGAUAAGAAGAGUCCGGACGAGUCGAUCCAUCUCGCUGCGGCUAUGCAAUUCUCCGGAUUUCGCAGUGUGAUUGGUUCGAUGUGGUCUGUUGACGACGAGGUUGCACGGCAGAUGGCGUCUGCUUUUUACCUUCACCUGAUUGAUGGUUCAGGGAGAUUGGACUGUACACGGGCUGCGGUAGCGUUGCACAAGGCUGUGAAGACAUUGCGGCGCAACAAGGUUCCACUGGAACAGCAGAUCGUGUUUGUUCAUAUAGGUGUCUAGCUUGAGACCCACUCGCUAUCAUUGGACUGCACUUUUUGACGCU
Messenger RNA from Suillus paluster, 2562 nucleotides. RefSeq names its product CHAT domain-containing protein. Lineage: Eukaryota; Fungi; Basidiomycota; Agaricomycetes; Boletales; Suillaceae. The transcript is spliced from 2 exons. Gene Ontology annotation, molecular function: protein binding. The record is from RefSeq and is a predicted model, not a curated record. Bases 42 to 2519 code for a protein of 825 amino acids.